CACAAUCAUUGUCAUCAUUCAUAGACGCCCAUUCGGUGGCGCAAAGAUCAUGCCCUUGGGCGUUCGAGAGGCUGCUCUGUGCGCCGUCGAGUAGACGCGGGCUUUCGUGCCACGUGGAAACAAUCACAAACCAGCACUUUAGCUCAAGGAACAACUUCCACACUCUCCUAGCUCACCUCACUCGCUUCCUCCCACAUCUUUCCUCCACAAUGAUGCGUCUCACCUGCGCGUCGACCGCUCUGGCACUUGCUGCGCUGGCGCCGCUGUCCAGCGUGAGAGCCUUGCACGAGCACAUGGACGAUGGUCUACCUCCGGCAUCAAUUGCCAACCAGGAGGCCCCCAAAGCGGGAAAAGAGUCAUACGUUCAGAUGCACAUGGCUCACGAGCACCAUAUUGGUGCAUUUGACCUGUCGAGUUUCUUUGCGCUCCAUGACCUCGAUCGCAACGGCGUUCUUGAUCGACCGGAAAUCGAGGCCAUAUAUGGUGUGCACCACUCGACUUCCGUCAAGCACUCGAGGGACUAUGAGGUGCACGACGAGAAAGCCAACCACAUCGUCCAUGAGGUGCUCCGGAAACUGGACAAGGAUCGUAACGGUCUCAUCACCCAGCGAGAAUUCGUCAAUGGCGGUCCAGACGGCCUGCCUAGCUUCCCAGAGUACGGAAAAGGCGUUCUCGGUCAUCACUAUGACGAGGAAUCCGAGUACUUUGUACACCACGAGGAGAUCUACCACAACAAGCCCGAGACGCAGACCGAGGAGUCGUACAACCAUCCAGAAGACAUCGAGCAUUUCGCGCACCACGACAAGAUCGAGGCCGAAGAAGAGAACCGAGAGCGGAAAGCCGAAGGGAUGCCCUCGAUUGAGGAAGACAAGAGGCUGCGCCAGGAAGCCAAGGAGAAGGGCAUCAAGUACGAAUCGCCGUACGAAGCGCAGCUUCCCAAAGAGGACAGCCCCGCCGCUCCUCAGCAGGCCUAUGACUCUCACGUUGCGGACGGAUAUGCGGAGCAGCAGGCACGCGUUGGCACUGAGCACGUCUUCAGAACGCCAGACGGGCCUCACGUCGUCAAGACGAACCCGGACAACGCGAGGGCAGCGGAGAAGGCAGCCUUGGAGCACGAGCAGGUACCAGAGAAGCUUCCCGGCGAGACCGAGGAAGGGUACAAGGACCGCUUGGCGGCGCACCAGCAGCGCGUCGUGGCUGCUCAAGACUACGCAAAGGCGAACCCGAAGUUGGCCAACCCAGCUAUGAAGGCGCAGCAAGGCAAGGACGGCGACCUCAGGCAGGCCGAGGGUGAGAGCGCAGAAGACUACGCAAGGCGCCUGUCCAGGGCCAAGUUCGCCCAGACGAAGGCAAAGCCAGGCUACAAAGGUGGCGCCAUUGAUGACAAAGCCCGAAAGACGGCACCUUACAAGGGCCGCAUCAAGAAGUCGAGCUACUUUGGCGAGUUCUAGGUCUCAAAUAUCAUCGAUUGUCACACCCUUUCGAUUAUGCAUCCUACCUCUCUUCUUGCUUUCUCACUUCAUUGCGUGGAACUUUUGUUGCUUGGUGAUCAGAAGUACAAGCUUG
Acaromyces ingoldii is the source of this 1566-nucleotide messenger RNA. RefSeq lists its product as hypothetical. The coding region runs from base 210 to 1451 and encodes 413 amino acids. The transcript is spliced from 6 exons. Gene Ontology annotation, cellular component: endoplasmic reticulum-Golgi intermediate compartment; extracellular exosome. Gene Ontology annotation, molecular function: calcium ion binding. NCBI's taxonomy places the organism in Eukaryota, Fungi, Basidiomycota, Exobasidiomycetes, Exobasidiales, Cryptobasidiaceae. The record is from RefSeq and is a predicted model, not a curated record.